Molecule: messenger RNA, 7697 nt
Organism: Drosophila virilis
Lineage: Eukaryota; Metazoa; Arthropoda; Insecta; Diptera; Drosophilidae
Gene: PlexB
Product: plexin B
Biological process (GO): sensory neuron axon guidance; motor neuron axon guidance; regulation of GTPase activity
Cellular component (GO): plasma membrane; semaphorin receptor complex
Molecular function (GO): semaphorin receptor activity; protein binding
Source: RefSeq, a predicted model, not a curated record
UGAAAGUAUACACUUUUUUCCACAAUAUGUACAUGUGUGUGCGUGUUUGAAGUAGUGUACGCAGAAUUCCUUUUAGUUGAUUAAUCAAAUAUUUUCUUGUUACCGCAAUGUAAUUCUAAACCGUUUUCAACUAACAGUGUAUAAUAGAAUGUGAUUCAAGAUGCAUUGGUAAAGCUGGCUGUACCAUUGAUAAAAUAGCACAUCGCAUUUGCUCCGCCUCAACUCCCUAUGAAAAAAAACACCAUUUUGAAUUUUCUAUACAUAUAAAUUAGUGGUCGGAGGACUCGCACAUAAAGGAUGUUGCAACAAAUCUUCUGCCAGCAUGGCGCCGUAUACAUUUUGGAUGCCUUUUUUCUAUUACUGCAACUGCAUUCCGCAGUGGAUUGCAUCAAAGUUGAGCACGCAAAUACCCAUCCACAUUCGCAUCUGGAAGUGUACAACAAGCAGUUCCCAUCAAGUGAUAUAGUUGCUCAGUUUGCUCUUCCGCCAAUUGCCGGCGGCGUGGCUGGUGGAAUAUUUGACACAGGCGGCGGCGGCAGCUCCACCUCAACAUCGACAGAGGCAAACUUUGGCAAUCGGACGAACUCUGCCAACAGAUUGGGAAUUGGCGCUAAUAGUCAAUCGAAAAACUAUUUUACGCAUCUCACCUUUGAUUAUACGCACAACGUACUGUAUGCGGGCGCGACAAACAAGAUACUAAAGCUAAAUGAAAAUCUGCGCGUUCUCUCGGAGGCAGUCACUGGUCCCAAGCACGAUGCACCGCAAUGCCACGCCGGCGGCUGUCCGGAGGAUGUGGAAACGGUGCUGGUCAAUAACUUCAACAAGAUAUUGGUAGUUAGCUAUGCUCAUAACGACGGCAUUCUCAUCUCAUGUGGUAGCAUCCGACAAGGUGCUUGUGAGAUUUACAAUCUUUUGCGAUUCCCGGCGGCGCCGCAAUUUGUGGCCGUGCCAUUGGCCGCGAAUGACGAAUAUGCUUCCACGUAUGCGUUCGUUGGGCCCGCGCGUUAUUCGUGGAAAGAGGAGGAUAUACUCUAUGUGGGCACAACGUUCACCAACGUGGGUGACUAUCGGCAUGACGUGCCCGCGAUUUCGUCGCGCCGCCUCGACGAUCUAAACUAUGCUGAAUUCUCAAUACAGCAGUCGAUUAUUAACAUAGAUGUUAAAUAUCGUGAUCACUUUUUAGUUGAUUAUGUCUACGGAUUCAAUUCGUCAGAGUACGCAUACUUUGUUCUCGUGCAGAAGAAGUCGCACCUGGCCGAAGAGGCCGGCUAUGUGACGCGUCUGGCACGCAUCUGCAUUACGGAUCCCAACUAUGACAGCUAUACGGAGAUAACCAUACAGUGCACGGCCACAGACGAUCACACCGACUACAAUAUUUUGCGCGAUGCCAAGAUCACGCACGCCAGUCAAAAGCUGGCUUAUCAAAUGGGCAUUAAGCGAGAUGAUCAUGUGCUGGUCACGGUUUUUUCGCCAUCAAAAGAUAUAAGCGACCAGCCUGAGAAUAAGUCGGCCAUGUGCAUAUAUAGUCUCAAGGACAUUGAGGAUGUGUUCAUCGAGAAUAUACACAUGUGUUUCAAUGGCACGAUUAAGGAUCGAAAUCUGGGCUAUAUAUCGGGCACCAUCAACGAUGGCAGAUGCCCAAUUGUCGGCUCCUUGGGCAAUAUCUACAACUUUUGUAAUGUGGGACUGAAAAUAAGCGGAGUUGCCCCAAUAUCAGCACAUGCCCUAUUCCACUUUGAUAAUGUGUCCGUCACCUCGGUGACAGCGACAACAACGACCGAUCAACAGCAUUCGCUGGCGUUUCUUGGCACCGAAGCCGGCACCGUCAAGAAGGUGUUAUUAUCCGGUCAGAAUCCCGGCGAAUACGAGGAAAUCGUCGUGGACGCCGGCAGUCGCAUUCUGCCCAACACAAUGAUGUCGCCCAAAAAGGACUUUCUUUACGUUUUGUCGACGCGUAAAAUAACCAAAUUGCGCAUCGAGCAUUGCUCUGUCUAUUCGAAUUGCUCAGCCUGUCUGGAGUCGCGUGAUCCCUUCUGUGGCUGGUGCUCAUUAGAGAAGCGCUGCACAGUUCGCUCCACCUGCCAGCGGGAUACAUCUGCAUCGCGCUGGCUAUCGCUGGGCAGCGGGCAGCAGUGCAUCGAUUUCGAAUCUAUUGUGCCGGACAAAAUACCCAUCACGGAGCUGACCCAGGUGCAGCUGGUUAUACGCACCCUACCGGAGCCGUUCAAUGCCAAGUAUCGUUGUGUGUUUGGCAACUCGACGCCAAUCGAUGCCGAAAUACUGGAGCAUGGCUUGGCCUGCGCCACGCCGCCAAUAGAUCAGAGGCCGAGCAUUGCGGCCAAUAUGGAUCACAUAUUGGUACCGCUCUCGGUACGCAGCUCGGAGACCAACAAGGACUUUGUCUCGCGCUCCUUUGCCUUCUUUGACUGUUCGCAUCACGCCAACUGCCAGUCGUGCGUGCGCAGUUCUUGGGGCUGCAACUGGUGCAUAUUCGACAACAAAUGCGUCCACAAGUUGGAGCAAUGCCGCAACAUGGAGAACGCCAUCAGCGCAGAGGGCCAGUGUCCGCAUUUGAAGCGCAAUCGCCAGCCAAUAUUGCUGCCGGUUCGUGUACCCAAGGAGAUUCGUUUGGAGAUCGAGAAUCUGCCAAAGCCAAAGAGCGCUCACGCCGGUUAUUUGUGUACAAUUCAAAUCGAGGCAGCCCAAAUGCUUUUGCCGGCACACAUUGAGUCCAACAAGAUCGUCGUGUGCGAGAAGACGCCGUACUUCUACGAGACGAACACGCACGAGUACGAGGCCAAGGUGGAGAUCACAUGGAAUCGCCAACACUAUGUGGACACCGCUACCGUCAUAUUAUAUAAGUGCGAUGUACUUGGCUCGCAUCGCGAGCACGCCGAUUGCAGCUUGUGCGUCACACGGGAUCCCAAGUACCAGUGCGCCUGGUGCGGAAGCUCGUGUGUCUACAAUGAAACAUGUGCGGGAUCGGUUGGGCAUGGCUAUGAUACGGCCACGCUGGGUUCGGCUCUCCCGCUGCAGAACGAGUGUCCCCGUCCGCGGAUCGACAUCAUUAAACCCCUGUCCGGGCCGAUCGAGGGCGGCACUCUGGUGACCAUAGAGGGCAGCAAUUUGGGCAUACGCGAGGAGGAUGUGCGCGGCAAGAUCUCGAUUGGGACCGUGCCAUGCGACCUGGUCAACUAUCAGAUAUCCGUCAAGAUUGAGUGCCGCACGGGUGCAGCGCUGCACGAGAUGUCGGCGCCCAUCAAGGUGGCCAAUGAUGCCGGCUACACAGAGUCGAGUGUACAAUUUCACUUUAAAGAUGUACAGUUGACCGGCCUGUAUCCUACAGUUGGACCCAAAUCUGGCGGCACACAGUUGUCCUUGUUGGGCAAAUACCUGAACAUCGGCUCUAGCAUUCGGGCGUUCCUCGACGAAUACGAGUGCCAUAUCAAUGUGACGCAGGCCUCGUCUUCUCGCCUGUCGUGCAUAACGUCCGAAGCGACACAGCCGGAGCCAAUACGGUCUCUGCGCCUAGUUGUGGAUGGCGCCAAUCGUACCUUCACAUGCAAGAGUCCUGACUUUGGCCAGCAGCAGCUGAUAAGCACAUCGCGCAGCUAUUACGGGGCAUAUUACAAUAUGCCGCCGCCGCCGUGCUCGAUCUUUAACUACACACAAGAUCCGCGCAUAAUGCAAAUCAAGCCGCUCCGCAGCUUUGUCAGUGGCGGCCGCAUUCUGACCGUACAUGGCAUGUAUCUGGACUCCAUACAAAACCCGGAGCUGGAGGUGUUUUUUGAUAACGAACGCGUUAACAAAACUUCCUGCACUGUGAUCAAUUCAAGCCAAAUGGAGUGCCCGUCGCCGCCGGUCAAUCUGAAGUUCGAGUUGCUCAAAUCGGCGAUUGAAACCAGCUCCAAAUCGGAACAGGGGAAAGAUAAAUCCAAGCGCAAGCGUAAUGCCCUGUUUAAUGACAGCUUCAACAUUUACGCAACGGGCUCGACGGCCUCCAGUUACUUCGCCAGCAACAGCAUGGAUGUGGCUGCCUUUGUUAAGGUCCAUGAGACGCAGCUCAAUUUGCAGCUCAGCUUUGUCAUGGAUAAUGUGCAGUUGGUGCGCGACUUGAACAAGUAUUUUCAUGAUAUCAGGAGCACAAUUGUCUAUCUGACCGAUCCCAAGUAUCUGCCGUUUCCUAACAAUGGCAUUAAGCUCUAUAAGGGUGAUACUUUGGUUAUCGAGGGCGAGCUCCUGAAUUUAGCGGCCGAUGAGUACGAUGUGAAUGUAACCAUUGGCACUGCCCAGUGCAAUAUAACGAGCCUGGCUCUUACCCAGCUGCUGUGCAUUCCGCCGGAACAGCAGCCAUCCGCGACCGAUGAGAAUGGCGUCGAUCAGUCAACGGAUUUGCCGUUAGUCGUUGUCAAGGUUGGACGCAACUUGCGCUUUGUUAUCGGUUAUCUGAAAUAUGAUUUAAACAAACCCUAUGCGCUCUCCCAUGCCAUGCUGGGCAUCAUUUUAACCGUCGUCAGUCUAAUCAUUGUUCUGAUAGUUGUGCUGAUCAUGUUCAGGCGGAAGUCGACGCAGGCGGAGCGCGAAUACAAACGGAUACAGAUACAAAUGAUCACGUUGGAGAGCAAUGUCCGCUCCGAAUGUAAGCAGGCAUUCGCCGAACUACAAACGGAUAUGACGGAUUUGACGGCGGACCUGGAGAGCAGCGGCAUACCGACGCUCGAUCAUGUCAAUUACAUAAUGAAGGUAUUCUUUCCGGGCGUAUCGGAUCACCCCAUCUUGAAUUCGCCGAAAAUGCGCGGCAAUAGUCAGCACACAAAUUACGAUACCGCCAUGAUGCAAUUCGAGCAGCUGGUCAGCAAUAAAUAUUUCCUCUUAACCUUUAUCGAGACGCUUGAGGCGCAGCGAUCCUCCUUUUCGAUACGCGAUCGGGUUAAUGUCGCCUCCCUGCUGAUGAUAGUGCUUAUGAACAAAAUGGAGUAUGCAACGGAGAUAUUGAAAUGCCUUUUGUUGCGCCUCAUCGAGAAGUCGCUGGCCAGCAAACAUCCGCAGUUGAUGCUGCGCCGCACCGAGAGCGUGGUUGAAAAAAUGUUAACCAACUAUUUGGCGAUUUGUAUGUACGAUUAUCUUAAAGAAUAUGCGGGUUCCAGUCUCUUUCUGUUGUUCAAGGCCAUUAAGCAUCAGGUUGAGAAGGGUCUCGUCGAUGCCAUAACGCACGAUGCUCGAUAUUCGCUCUCGGAGGAACGUCUGCUGCACGAACAGGUCACACAUUCCGUUGUCAUAUUGCACAUCCUGCAAGAUGACCUGGACGAAAAGGUUCAGUGUCGCGUCAAUGACUGGGACACAAUAUCCCAGGUCAAACUGAAGAUUCUCGAUGCAAUUUUCAAAAAUACGCCGUUCUCGAUGCGGCCAUCCGUGCACGAAGUAGACCUCGAGUGGCGUCAUGGUCGCGGCGGUCAUUUAACCCUGCAGGACGAGGAUCUGACUACAAAAACCAUUAACGGCUGGAAGCGCCUUAAUACGUUGUCCCAUUACGGUGUCAAGGAGUCGGCCGUGAUGUCUCUCAUAGCCAGACAGAACGAUAGCUACAAUAUGCCUUACAGUAAGCAACAGGCGCCUUACCACAAUUUUUACUACAUCAACAACUCACAGAGUCACAUUAUAAUCAACAACGAUAUUGAAUCCGGUCUGCAGCAGCCGAGACUUUAUCAUUUGGUCAAGCCCAUAAUACCCGAUCACUAUAUGAAUAUCAAAAACUCUGCAAUGUCCGGAGUGCUAGCACCGGCGCAAGGCGGCACCCAUUGCAUUGUCAACGGCAGCGAGCGGGUCAAUAAGACCAUACCUGAGGUAUAUUUAACUCGCCUGCUGGCCACAAAGGGCACAAUUCAGAAAUUCGUCGAUGAUUUCUUCUCCAUAAUACUGACCGUGAAUGAGGAGCUGCCGCCAGCAGUUAAAUGGCUUUUUGAUCUGCUCGAUGAGGCGGCCAGACGUCAUAAUAUUGCCGAAACGGAUAUAUUGCAUGCCUGGAAGUCGAAUAGUUUGCCGCUACGAUUUUGGGUUAACUUUAUUAAGAAUCCAGAUUUCAUUUUCGAUGUUAACAAAACCUACUCUGUGGAUUCUUGCCUGAGUGUCAUAGCGCAGACUUUUAUGGACGCCUGUUCGACAGCAGAGCAUCGACUGGGCAAGGACUCGCCAUCCAACAAGCUGCUGUUUGCAAAAGAUAUUCCGAACUAUAGAACAAUGGUUAAGGAAUUUUACAGGGACGUGGCAAGGCUACCCCAAAUCAGUGACCAGGAAAUGAGCACGGCCAUGCAGCAAUUGUCCGUACAACAGAAUGAAGAAUUUGACACAAUUUCCGCACUGAAAGAGCUGUACAUUUAUAUAACAAAGUACAGAGAACAGAUAAUGGACGCUUUGGAUUCGGAUCCAAAUUGUAAAAAGAUGCAUCUGUCUAGCAAACUGGAAAGUGUGGCUUGUACACUCGACGGCGAGGAUACGUCAAACUGCUGACAAGAAUGUGCGUUCCAUUAUGUGAUCAACAACGCUGCUGCCCUGAUUUUUAUCAUUUCAAGCAUCCCAAUUUCAAUUCGAAAACGAUUCGUUUUGGGCUAUUGUGCAAAGAACCUACAAACAACUACUCUAUCAAGUGCCAACUCGAGCAACAAAACAUGCCGCAUAUUUUAAUUUCAUCGCGUUGUUUCUGGUAUAUAUAUUCCGACAAGAAGACGUUAUAUAGAAAAAUGAUGGCAUCCUUUUGCACUAAUCAUUUCGUUAUGAAUCCCCACAUAACCAAAAGCAAAAUCUCAAUCCAUAACCAAAAGAUUUUAAGGAAACCUUCUUGGUUUUGUGACAAGAUUAUUCUAACUAAACCUAACCUUUGAUUCUAAUUGACGAAGUGAUUUAUAAUAUAAAAAAGAUAUUUUCAUUCCCCGUUUGAUCCACGAUACUUAAAUUUUUUAUCGCUUCACGAUUAAAUUGGGUUUUUUAGACUUGCAGAUUGAAAAUCUGCUAUUUGUUUUAUGUGGUCAUAUAUAUUAUAUAAGUAAAAGCACGCGUGUAGAUAUAAAUUAAAUAUAGAUAUUUAAGGUAUUGUCGGUAUUCUCAAGGAGUUAUUAUAAAGUAAAAUAAUGUACGAAUAAAAGUACAUCCUUAAUCUUAAUUAUAUUCCGACAUAUUUGGUUUAUUCUGUUUUUUUUUUUUUAGAUCGAAAAAAAUCAUAUUAGUUACUAAGUACAAUGUAUGCAUUUCAUCGAUAUAUAUGCUAUGACUGAAUUGUACAAAAAAUUAAAAGAAAAGAAAAACAAUUAAUUGCAUUUACUUUAUAUUUAUAUUACGUUAAGAUAAAAAUCAUAUGCGUUUAAAGAUAGAUUAUUUCAAUAUUAACAACUAGAUAGUAACUUAAUAUAUGCAAUUCAAGCUUCCGAAAUGUUUUGAACGAAGUGAAUUCUAGAUUUUUACUAAAUGUCGGUUCUUUAAUUGUUCUUUAUUUUUGGCAAGCCGAAACAAGUAAUUUGUACACUUCUACAACUUGUUUUCAAGAAUGUUUUAAGUAUUAUAUUUGGUAUAGGCUGCUUUAAUUCGGCUCAAGAACGAGCUUUGUAUUUUAGAACAUGUGAUAUAUGAUGUAUUAAGUAUUCGUACAAGUUAACUAAGCAAAACUCAUAUGGAAGGGCUUUAUUUUUGAACGCCUACAAACAAAA